Messenger RNA from Argentina anserina (silverweed cinquefoil), 653 nucleotides. RefSeq lists its product as uncharacterized. The record is from RefSeq and is a predicted model, not a curated record. Bases 176 to 505 code for a protein of 109 amino acids. Lineage: Eukaryota; Viridiplantae; Streptophyta; Magnoliopsida; Rosales; Rosaceae. The transcript is spliced from 2 exons.
AUCUGCUUUGGUUUUAAUAGUCGGCUAAUUAGAAAUACUAGAGCGACCAUUGUUGCAACUAAUAGCCUAUAAAUCAUCUAGUUCUGUCCAGUUGACACAAAGAUCAAAUCUUAAAGAUUUAGACUUCUUACUCUUAAGGAAAAAAAAAGUGAGAGUUUCUUCUAAGCUAGCUGCAAUGGCCGUUGUUAGAUCCUUCAUGUGUAAGCUCAUGCCUCGAGUACCCAUACUGAAGAUCACGCAUUGGAGAAUUACUUCUCUUCGAUGUGCUUCUGGACCCGCACGGCCGGGUCUUGGUACAGGAAGUGGUCCGCAGAUCAACUUCAUCCCUCAAGGUGACACCAUUACAGAUGAAGACGAUCAUGAGCUGCAGAAUGGCGCCAACAUAUCAAAUAACAUAAAUAUCAUCAAUGAAGAUGACAUCGUAAAGGAGCAAGUUCCAGCACAAGUCGAUGAUUAUAAUAGCACAGAUGAGUCUCCAAUCGCGAUUGGUAAGACUAUCAAUUAAAAAUACGGGACUACCCAUCACGUAAUAGGUUUAUCAAGAUAUUUGUUUUUGGGUUGCCAUCCCCCUCGCAUAUUGAAUUUAUGAAUGCUUUAGAUUUGGGAAUAAAGUUUGUGCUUGAUGACCUUCGAUGAGGUCUACUGAGGUUGAU